GCACCGUGCCCUUCGCCUCCUCCCCGCGCCGUGCGGCUCAGCGGCCCCCGCCAAGAUGUCUCGGGAGCUCGGCUGCAGCCGCUGGCUCCUCUUCGCUGCCUGCGCCCACCUCGUCUUUCUUCUCCCGCCGCUCCGCGCCCGGGCUUUUGCUGUAAGUGUAGUUUCUGAAGGUGCAGAAGAUGAGACUGAACUACCAGUGAUGCAGAACUCUGAAAAAAGUAGAACAAUUAGUAAAAUAGGCAGAGAAUUAAAAGGAAUUGUAUUUGUCAUCCAGAGUCAAAGUAAUUCUUUUCAUUCCAAGAGAGCAGAAGAUCUAAAAAGAGAUAUUUUGGAACAGGCUGUAGAUCUUGGAAAGGAAUUGCCUACGGUUCUGCUUAUUCAUCAGAUCGACAGGCAUGAAGGUGCAUGGACAAUAUUGCCAUUAAUGACAGACUUCUCUGUUACCUAUGGUCGGAACUCCUCAUGGAUUUUCUUCUGUGAAGAAGAUACAAGAAUACAGGUCAUAAAACUGGUAGAAACACUCAGAAGAUUUGACAAGUCUAAGGAGUGGUUUUUAGGUAAAGCAUUAUAUGAUGAAGAAUCUACAAUAAUUCACCAUUAUGCCUUCGCUGAAAAUCCUACAGUCUUUAAAUUUCCAGAUUUUGCUGCUGGUUGGGCACUUAGCAUUCCACUUGUUAACAAGCUUGCAAAGAAGUUGAAGAGCGAACCACUCAAAUCAGACUUUACAAUAGAUUUAAAGCAUGAGAUUGCCCUGUACAUUUGGCACAAAGGGGAAGGACCACAUCUUACUCCAGUCCCCGAGUUCUGCACAGAUGAUGUGAAUUCAUUUAAGGUUGAUCACUGUGCAACAACAUACAGUAACUUUCUGCCACUUUGUGGAGAGCCAGUGAAUAAGGAAGAUGUUUUUGUUGCUGUAAAAACAUGUCGAAAAUUUCAUGGUGACAGAAUACCAGUUGUAAAGCAGACUUGGGAAAGAGAAGCUGCCCUUAUUGAAUACUACAGUGAUUAUGCAGACAUCUCCAUUCCUACUAUAGACUUAGGCGUACCUAACACUGACAGAGGUCACUGUGGGAAAACUUUUGCCAUUUUGGAAAGGUUUUUGAAUCAUACUUCUCCCAGAACCCCUUGGUUAGUUGUAGUGGAUGAUGACACACUGAUAAGUAUAUUCAGACUCCGAAAAUUGCUCAGCUGCUAUGACCCAACUGAACCAGUAUUCCUUGGAGAGCGUUACGGCUACGGCUUGGGAACAGGAGGAUACAGUUAUAUCACUGGUGGAGGAGGGAUGGUUUUCAGCAGAGCAGCUGUUGAGAAACUACUUGCUAGCAAAUGCCGGUGUUACAGCAUGGAUGCACCCGAUGAUAUGGUCCUUGGGAUGUGUUUCAGUGGCUUAGGAAUCCCUAUAACACACAGUCCGCUCUUUCAUCAGGCAAGGCCAAUGGACUACCCAAAAGACUACCUUUCUCACCAAAUUCCGGUAUCGUUUCACAAGCACUGGAAUAUCGAUCCAGUGAAGGUGUAUUUCGCAUGGCUGGCACCAAACACAGGAGAGUCACAUAAUGGAAAAAAAGUUGGAUAUGACAGAGAGGAUUUAUGAGCAGUAGAAGAAUUAGAUUAAAAAUGUAUUCCACUCCAAAGAAAAGCAAUACUUGCUCUAGAGUCGAAGUAGGGGAGCCACCGAUUCCUGUCUUGGUAAUUACCAAACUUGUAUAAACAUUUGUUUGUGAAUGUAGCUUGUGGGCUUCUAAGCAUUGACUAGCAAGCACAUAUUCAUAAUAGAUUCAAAUUCUGAUUAAGAAAUAGCAAUCCAUGUUAUGUCUUUUUUUCUUCCCACUGCCAGUGCCUUAAACAGUAGACAUUUUACUGAUACCAGGACUAUGUUCUCUGAUACUGUUGGUGAAUUGUUAAUUAUGUUUACUGUUUAGAACUGUGAAAGCUGAAUAAAAGCAUUCUUUAACCUUU
Messenger RNA from Vidua macroura (Pin-tailed whydah), 1959 nucleotides. It is a transcript of the gene B3GLCT, whose product is annotated as beta 3-glucosyltransferase. The record is from RefSeq and is a predicted model, not a curated record. Gene Ontology annotation, molecular function: acetylglucosaminyltransferase activity. The transcript has 16 exons. Lineage: Eukaryota; Metazoa; Chordata; Aves; Passeriformes; Viduidae. The coding region runs from base 56 to 1594 and encodes 512 amino acids. Gene Ontology annotation, cellular component: membrane.